ACAGUAGGCAAGUAGAUCCAUCUUCCGAAGACAGGAUACAGAGUGGGGGUUCCAUCGGGAGGAAAGACGUCUUCUAAAAUUCAACCACAUAUACAUAACUUAUCUGAACUUGACCUUGCUUGCUCACUAUAAGUAAACAACAAUCUAAACGUCUGACUGCUAUCUUCUACCUACCCAUUUAUCUACCUAUACUCAUAGAACAUCUUCAUCACCAUGUCUGCAUCUGGAAAGACCCUCACCAUCGUGACGGAAGACCGCGUGACCUUCCCCAAAGCUCCCACAUCCUCCUCGCAGGCCUCCGCAAAGGGACGGAGCCUCCUCACCACCACACAACCAGCGGAAGUCUCAUCAAGCUACUUCCCAGAAGCGAGUCCGUCCCCUACAACCUCAACCUCAUCCUCCGAAACCGAGGAAGAAACCCCCACAAUCACACCUAGCACCGCGGCGAAAAUCAGCAACUCAAUGAUCGGCACUAACUACCCAAUCCCACCCUUGGAGCGGGAGUACGCCGCGCCAACGGGCGAACUCGAUGUCGCAGCGCAAUUAGCCAUGAAGCCACUCCCGCGCUCACUACACAGUUCACUCCAGCGCGCAGCUGCCUUACCCGCAUCGCCGGCUGUAGUAGAAGACGGCGAGACGAGAGCGCGCAAGCUAGCGAAUGCUAAGAGGGAGUUACUCGCUCUAGCCGGACAAAUCUAAACCAGCAACUCUACUCAACUUUUCCUACCUACCUAAGGAAGUUACAGGUGUUCAUGGAGGAAAUGGGCAAUUUGAUUAGUUGAUUGGCAGGCAUUAUCUAUCCCCUUUGUAUGCAUUAUACCCAGGGAUCAACGAAACGAAAUCGGGGGGCGUAUCUGGAUACGUCUGCUGUUUCGGACUGUUUUAGACGGCGUAUUUUUUUGCGUUACAUACCCGGACAGUGGGGAUUUCACAUAUUUGUAUGUCGCUGGGAAUCUGGGUUAUCCUGGAAAUUUCAUGCAUUUUACGGGCAAUUUGUUGUGUCUUUUGCUACGUAGACAGUUUUAAUAAAUUAACGGUUUACGGGUGAUUUUCGCAGUU
Hypoxylon trugodes is the source of this 1059-nucleotide messenger RNA. RefSeq lists its product as uncharacterized. The record is from RefSeq and is a predicted model, not a curated record. The transcript is spliced from 2 exons. Bases 214 to 699 code for a protein of 161 amino acids. NCBI's taxonomy places the organism in Eukaryota, Fungi, Ascomycota, Sordariomycetes, Xylariales, Hypoxylaceae.